ACCCUCUCCAGGUGAAGGGUGAACCACAGCAUGCCUGUAACAGUUCAGCUGCAGGGAUGGGCAGCAGGCAACUACACCUGCACAUGUUAUCUUCUCAUACAUCUGACUCAGCUCCAGGUGUGACAGAUCCUGUGGAAAUGUUUCUGUAUAUCUUGGCUCUGGUGGUCUUAUUGUACAUCUACCGGUGGUUUAGAGAGCUGAAACGAGUGCCAAACAAAUCAGAGAAAUAUGUUUACAUCACCGGCUGCGACAGUGGAUUCGGGAACCUCCUGGCCCGACACCUGGACUCUCUGGGCUUCUCUGUGAUUGCCGGCUGCUAUACAGAGAAAGGAGAGGAUGAGCUGAAGAAGGCCUGCUCCACUAGACUCUCUACUGUCCCGUUAGACGUUACUAAUAAUGACAGCAUCAGAAAAGCUACAGAGAUCAUUAGGAAGCUGGUGGGAGAGAGAGGUCUGUGGGCUGUGGUAAACAACGCUGGCGUCUCCGUUCCAUCUGCCCCCAACGACUGGUUGGUAAUUGAUGACUUCAUGCACAUGAUCAAUGUUAAUCUAAAUGGAGUCAUCGCUGUGACUCUCAGUGUGCUACCCCUCAUUAAAAAAGCCAAGGGCCGUGUGGUCAAUGUUGCCAGUGUGUUUGGACGGGUCAGUCCAUUUGGAGGACCAUAUUGUGUCUCAAAAUAUGGAGUGGAGGCAUUCAAUGACAGUCUAAGGAUGAACAUGGUGCACUUUGGAGUUAAGGUACUGUGUAUCGAGCCUGGAUUCUUCAAAACGAGUGUGACUGACACUAAACUCCUUGAGAACAGUAUUCAGAAAUUAUGGGAAAGAUUGCCACAAGACGUCAAGAACGACUAUGGAAGUGACUACAUGGAUCGAGUGAAAGUUAUGAUGAAAGAGAAGUUCGUGAAGAUGCUGGAUGGAGAUCUGAUGAAGGUGGUGAGUUGUAUGGAGCAUGCCGUUUCUGCCGUCCACCCCCGUACACGCUACUCACCAGGCUGGGACGCGAAAUUCUUCUGGCUGCCUUUGUCCUACAUGCCAACCUGCAUCGCUGAUGCUCUGCUGUCAAAGAAUGUUGUGAAACCUAAGGUUGCCAGUUUAUAAAGUGCGUUAUUGUUGGACUACAGUAACCACUCUAUGACUGAAGAUGAGACAUCAUGUUAAUUAAUUGUUAGUUAGUUAGUUAAUUAAUUAAUUAAUCAUGUUAACAUCAUGUUCUGUGCUCCUUAUCAUAGGAUUUAAUUAUAUAAUUCUAAUUUUAUUAGAUAUUUUUUUGAUAAUAGCAUUGAUGAUGAUUGGUAAAGUAAUGGUUCAUGAAACCUCUGUAUCUAAAUAAAAAAAAAUGUUUGUUAAUUUUAAA
This is a messenger RNA of Astyanax mexicanus (Mexican tetra), 1353 nucleotides long. RefSeq names its product dehydrogenase/reductase (SDR family) member 9 (gene dhrs9). The record is from RefSeq and is a predicted model, not a curated record. Bases 57 to 1097 code for a protein of 346 amino acids. The transcript has 5 exons. Gene Ontology annotation, molecular function: oxidoreductase activity. NCBI's taxonomy places the organism in Eukaryota, Metazoa, Chordata, Actinopteri, Characiformes, Acestrorhamphidae.